CGGCGGCCGGUACCGGCAGCCCAGAGGCAGGCCUUGAGUGCCCGCCGCUUCCAGCCCCGUUCCGCCCCUCGCCUGCGUCCCGCCCGCCCCGGGGCGGUGUGGUGUGAGCGGAUCCCGCUGCUCCCCCUUCGCGUCGCGGCUGCCGCUUCCCUCGCCCUCAGCGGGGCGCGGAGGCCAUGUUCCCCACUGACUCCACCUGGAAUAUCUCCUUCGCCGGCUGCGGCUUCCUGGGGGUCUACCACGUCGGGGUAGCCAGCUGCCUGCAGGAGCAUGCCCCCUUCCUCGUCGCCAACGCCAGGAAAGUCUACGGUGCCUCAGCCGGGGCGCUCACCGCCACCGCCCUGGUCAGCGGCGCCUGCCUAGGUGAGGCUGGUGCCAGCAUUAUUAGAGUGUCAAAAGAAGCCCGGAAGAGGUUCUUGGGCCCACUCCAUCCAUCUUUCAACUUGGUGAAGAUCAUUCGGCUCUGCCUGUCCAAGACUGUGCCGGAGAAUGGGCAUGAAGUUGCAGCAGGACGUUUGGGUAUUUCCCUGACACGAGUCUCUGAUGGAGAAAAUGUGAUACUGUCAGACUUCCAUUCCAAGGAGGAGCUCAUCCAGGCCUGUGUCUGCAGCACCUUUAUCCCUGUGUACUGUGGGCUGAUACCUCCAACCUUGCGUGGAGUGAGAUAUGUUGAUGGAGGGAUUUCUGACAACUUGCCACGAUAUGAGCUGAAGAACACCAUUACGGUGUCUCCAUUCUCAGGAGAGAGUGAUAUCUGUCCACGGGACGGUUCCACAAACAUGCAUGAGCUGAGAGUCACCAAUACAAGCAUCCAGUUCAACCUUCGCAACCUCUACCGCCUCUCAAAGGCCCUGUUUCCUCCAGAGCCACAGGUGCUGCGGGAUAUGUGCAAGCAGGGCUAUCGGGAUGCACUGCACUUCCUGAAGAAAAAUGGACUCCUUCAUCGUCCAAGUCCUGCCCGUCCUCUCCUCGCCAUAGAAGCCCCUCCAGGCGAGAAGAAAGAGGAAGAGACAGAAGGCGAGGAUGAGCUUGAGGACAAUACUGCCCUUGCUGUUGUUGAAGAGCACAUCUUUGAACACCUGCCUCCCAAACUGAACCAAGCUCUUCUGGAGGCUUGUGCUGAAAGAAGAAGUUUCUUGACUGGCAUUACCAACAUGCUGCCUAUACGUGUGGCCACGGCAAUGAUGGUCCCUUACAUGCUGCCUCUGGAGUCUGCCGUUUCCUUCACUGUCAGGUUGCUGGAAUGGCUCCCAGAUAUCCCAGAGGAUAUUAGAUGGAUGAGGCAGCAAAUGACUGAAAUCUGCAACUAUCUUGUGAAGAAAGCCAAGAAGAAACUGGGCAGCCACCUUUCAGCCAGGCUUUACUAUCACCUCGAGCUUGGAGGGCCCCAGACCAUGCCAAUUUCUUCCACACCACCUUGUGGUGAAGCCCUGCCGAUGUGGAUGAGAAACAACCGUUCCCUGUCUGAUGUCAUGAUGAAGUGGGAGGAGUACCAGCGCCAGCUCAUGCUGGGCUUACUCUGCAUCAACAUGGACAUGCAGGCCUCCUUCUUCCCUCGGGAAGGGUUUCCUAUAAAGCUUCCACCUCUAGACUGUGCGAAAGAGUGCCUGCCGCUCUUCUGAGCCUGCUGCUGGGAGGGGAUGAGGGUGGGUGGGAAGGGGAGCGGACAUAGGGUGAGACCAGUCUCAUCCCUCAGCAGCAGGCUGCCCUGUGCUCCUGAGUAUGCUGCAAAGGGGAUUUCCCUGGGAUGGAGACUGGUGGAAUUGACUGUAGCCAUUUGUUGCCCACUGGGCCAGGCAAGGGAUCUCCGUGUUCAAGGACACACGCGAGCUGGUACCUUGCUCUAGACCUGUGUUGACACCUGGCCGUUGCCUGUGGCCAGGCUGAUGCUGACCCAGCUGAGCUUUCCCAAAUAGUGCACUUUAAAUUGCUAUUGGCUUUUUACCGCCAAAUAAUUGGGACGUAGAUGACGCUCUCAAGUUCAUACAGCUUUUAGCUUCCUUUGUUUUUUAGAGCGUUAGUCUUGGGGUUUUUCUUAAAUCAUCUGUCAUCCCUUGGCUCUUUGUGCUAGGGGAAGAUGAAGUAGCUUCUUGCCAAACCAAUUUUUCUCAUGCUUCCAGAUCUGCUCCUGACUUUCUUUGCUGAAGCCACGUGCUUUCCUCUGUUCCUUAACUGCAUCCCCACUGGAAGCCAGAGCUGGCCCUGCUGCAGACUCUGCUGGAACUGCAAAAAUGUAAAAAAAUCCAUGUAUUUACCCAGAUUCAUGUUGUCAUGAUCUCUCCCUUUUUUAUUUUUGUCCUCUUGGAACUGCUGCAGCUUGAACCCUUGAGUGUUAAGUCAUUGAACUUGAUUUAAAAAGUAAUUUAGACAGAACUUUUCUAGGGAAACACGUUGAGGUUGAGGCCCCGUUCCUAGCACUGAAUGGAAUUCUUGUGGGGUUGCCCUGGAAAAGCUCAGCUUAACUAUCUCGGGAUCAGCUUAGCAGCUGAAACAAUGCGAAGGGCUUGUAGGAAGGUGAGAUUGUGCAGGGCACGUUACUGUUGAGUGGCUUGUGGUGGGAGUGUCACAGCAAGUGCUGGGGCAGUGGCUGCCUCUGACAGGGGUCAGGCUUUGCUCCUUAAGGGACCGUACAGCUGAAGGAAACUCUCAAAUGAGUGGUGCAAAAGGGAUCUCCUGCCAAACUGGGACUUGGCUUAGUCUUUUGCUCAGAGUUUGGACAUCGAGGCUUUGGAGUGAGAGAGAUUUGGGCUUUGUAGCUGUACCAGCCUCACAGCUUGGCUGUCUCGCAUUGUGGCUCACAGGUAGAGCUCUGCAGCUGGCAAUAGCGGGAGCAUGAGAAGCGGAAGCGAAGUGAGGACUGUUGGUGCACAUGCAGCCUGCUUGGAACUGGCUACUUUUAUCUUGUCCCUUAAAAGACCAGAACCGGUAGGUCUGUAGCAGGGCAGGACUGUGCCUUCUAAGGUACUGCCUUCUCGGUGGUCUGGUUGUGACUUCCUUUGCAGAGGCAUGAACUCUGUUCUUCGCAGGGCAAGACACGGCUUCCUGUGGGGAUUGCAUGUACUUAAGCUUAAGUCCUUGCACUAUGCCACAAAAUCAUCUUCUGGUAUUAUCUUUUUCUGCAGCGUGUCUAGCUGCAUGAGGCGUCAUCUACCUCUCCUAGCACAAACAGUAUGCAAGUGGCCAAAGCAAACACACGCUGUCUUUGCUGGGGAGCAGGAUAGGAUAGCUGAAGCUGAUUACAUAGCCUAUACAUUGAAUAGUGAUUUAUAAUAGACUCUUUUGCACCUUUGAUUUAGAAAGGAAAAAUAACCCCAGUUCUACUAAUAGCUGGAGAAAGUAGUGAAUCUGCUCAAUCACAUCUGUAUGAGCAGUGUGGGUGAGGUGGUGGGUGCUGUUUCCUACCAGCACGAUCCUGCACUGGGCAUGGGUUGGUUGGUUUGUGGUAGAGACCGAUAAGCAUCGGGACUUUUCUGCAGUGGCUGUUGCAAGCUGGGAGGCAAUAGAUGGGGCAGCUGUGGUGCUAACCAACUGUCCGGGAGAUGCCGGUGCAAAUACAAACCUGUGACUUAAAAAUCACCCCACUGCCCUUCCUGGAUAGUAACCUACCCAUGUAACACAAGGGCCUGCAUAUAGCUUACGAAGCAGGCCUGCACUUAGGCAGUCAGAUUUAGUCUUAAGCUUCACAUAGUUAGGGCAAUCAGGGAACAGGGAAGUCGCUACAGGAAGAGAAAAAAAUUGGAGGAUUCUGACACCAGAAUAGGAAUAGUGGAUUAUAAAACAAGUCAAUUUUGUGGUUGUCUAAAGCCUGCAGAAAAAGCUUACUGCUAGAUGGAUGUAACUAACUGAAGUGAACCAGCAGCAAGCUACUGGCAAUUAGUGGGAACAGGAUGACUUUGAUAAAAAAUGGAAUUGAGAAAAGGUGUUUACUUUGUGGUUUGGUGUGGGAUUUCUUUUUUUCCACUGCUUUGGGCUGCUUUCUUUGGGGGAAUGGCACAGGCACAGUGCUUAGUUUGCCGAAUGCAUAUCUCGCGUCCCCAAAGCACACGGAGCAAUUGGCAAGAACAUGUAGAUAUUUAGUGGCAAGAAAUGAAGGCAUUUCAUCCAGUAGCAAAACAUCUAUGAUGGGCAAAGCUAUAUAAAGAAAAUCUUGUGCUGCCCUUUUGACUCUGCCUUGUUUGUGCUAAUAUAAGGGUGGAGAAAAUGAUGCAACUGUUUGUUGGGUUUUUUUAUCCCUUCUUCCUGGACUGGUAAAACCACUGAGUGAUUAUGUAAACCACUAAACUAUGAAACAAAAUUCUCUUGGCAACAGAGUGCGCUAAGAAAUUGCAGCUUGGCACCCUUAUCCCCUGGAUCUCCUCUGUUCUCCUUUUGCAUUAGAACUGACUGGGCUGGUGCCACUGUCUUCCAGUGCUCUGAUCCAGAAGGCUUGCUGGUUCUGGUCCAUGCAUUUCAAGAGACUAACAGUUUUAUUUUGUGUCUCACCUCGCCUGUCAUUUAUUUUAUUGCGUUAACCUCUCAAAGAGAAGCUUUUGUACACUUCAAACUAUAACCACAAACCAAAGCCUGGCUUUAAAUAUAAGGCCUAACUCUUCAGGGAGGAAACUCCUGUUUUCCCUAUGCUAAUUUGCAGGGUGUGAACGGAUACUGGGAAAACACCACUCAGUAUUAACCCUUUUUCUGCCUGUGUUUAUUCCCCAGGUGGUGCGGUGGCUGUUGUGUGAUAGCUUGUUGGCAUUAUAGAUUUAAGCUCUGAUAAAGGAACUGCAGAUCAAAAAUACCUCAAAUUACCUUCUGCUUCCUUAAAAGAAGUUUCACACAUCCACUUGAAAUUCUUGCAAUCUGUGAUGAAUGAGCAGCAAAGGAUGAAGAAAAUGGGGAAGACUUUCUUGCCCGCUAAUGCAGAAAAAGGGCUGUGGCUGCUUUUGAAGAGCAGCUUUUUUGUUUUGCAGUGCUGCCUUGUCUAGGUCAGACCCCGCUUCUUUGAAAUCCCUGGAAACCUCAUGAUAGGCUCUGGACUGGAUGUGGAGGGGUUUAUUGUGAUAGUUGUAACGGGAGUUCCUCAAGCCUUUGUUCUGCAUGUACCUUAUGGCAUGUGUUCUCUUCUGGGCCACAGCUGAUUAACCUACCCUUGCGCAGCUCAUAGGAACGAGGUAGCCAUCUGGAGCAGCCGGUCCCAAAAUGUGUGGCUGGGCAGCCCAGCGGGCGGUUGCCAGGGCUUGUCCGCUCUCCAGUAUGCAGCGGUUGGGAGGUCAGGUUCCUGGACCAAAAGCUCAUCUUGCAGUCCAUGUCCAAUUCUCCUUAUAGCAUUCACAUGAACUCUGCAAGCAGAGUCCCAACCCUUGCCGUUUCUACCGUUUCACAGAAAGGGUCUGUGCAUUCAGGAAUCCACUUUUUUUUUCCCCCUCCGUCCUGUGGUACUAGUUGCUGCUUUUAACAAGGCUAAUGGCAAACUUCUGGUGCAUCUAACCAGCCCCUAACCUGUACAACGCCGUAGUUUUGUGUUGUGUACAACGGUCCGUAUCUAUGGCAUGGUCUGUAAGCUGCAAUUUGUGUGUGUUAUGUUUGGUUUGCUGCCUGCCCUACUGCUAAUACUGUUGCAAGGUGAUUUUUUUUUUUCAAGGGGUACAAGGAAAACACUUCUGACCACUAUCUAUAGGACCUAGGAGCUGUUUUCUUGUGACUUCUUGGAGGGCUGUAUACCUGCAGCACUCAGACCAGAGAAUAAAAGAGAACCUGCUGUCUGGCAGCACUAGGGUGUCCCUAGGACUUGUUGUAUGUUUCCCAGUGGUUUUGUCAGUUUUAAAAAAUGAAUCUAGUAAUUCACUCCUUCCUCUGAGAGAAGAGCUCUCAUGUUUGCCUCAGCGGUUGUGGGAGAAAUACCUGAAACUCCGUGCAUAUCCCUUAGGGGUCCAUUUCUGCUAAGCACAUGCUAGAUGUGGUGGGUGGCAGGGCUGAGCAUUGCCAAAGUCAGAGGGUCUCACCAACUGUUUUCUCAAGCUUUGUUUCAGUCUUCCUCUUAAAUCCCUGAGAGAAUGGACCACUUCACCCGGCUGCCUCAUCAGCCGGUUGGUUUGUGCCAAACACACCGUGUGCCUUUACGGUGGGCUCCGGCCUGCCUGCCUUCGGUGUCCCUGUGGUGUCUGAAUGCAGCAGUACUUGCUUCCCCUCUCCCCUCCCUUCCUCCUCUUGCCUACUGGUGGGAUGUUGCUGUCUUUCCAUUCUGCCAGCAGCUCCACUCCUACAGUCUCUUAACUGCAUCCAUGGGAUGGAUCCACAUCAGCUCUCCUGAACGGGGAGAGGGGGGAAGGAAACCUCUAGUUCCGGAAGAUUUAGAAAUGUAACUGAAAUAAACACCAUAUUCUUCUGGGGGUUUCUCUUGCUCUUGAAAACAGCACCUAAAGCAGCUCUUUGAGCUAAAUGCGUCCUGGGACUCCACUGCUGUCACUGAGUUUAAGACGACCCUUAGGCACGCAAUGCACGCGGAGAUCCUGUGGAAAUCCCUGAUGUCAGAGCAGCAACUAGCCCAGCAAUAGCAUACGCAAGUCAUGUAUUUACACAGCAAUGUCACUAAGUAGUGUUCACAGUCACUUUAAGAGUUCAGUAUUAAAUUGUUGAUCCUUUUUUUCCCCCCCUCCUGUUUCUUUUUUCUAAAGUUUUGCUGAAGAACAUGUAACUAUUUAUUUUGGCAGAAAUAUACCUUCUAAUAAAAACAUUCUCGAUGUA
Molecule: messenger RNA, 6723 nt
Organism: Falco peregrinus (peregrine falcon)
Lineage: Eukaryota; Metazoa; Chordata; Aves; Falconiformes; Falconidae
Gene: PNPLA2
Product: patatin like phospholipase domain containing 2
Exons: 9
Coding region: 177-1622 (481 amino acids)
Biological process (GO): lipid homeostasis; positive regulation of triglyceride catabolic process; triglyceride catabolic process
Cellular component (GO): lipid droplet; membrane; cytoplasm
Molecular function (GO): triacylglycerol lipase activity
Source: RefSeq, a predicted model, not a curated record